AUGGAAAAAUGGCGCACCGAGUCCAGUCGUCGGCCUUCCGGAAGCUCAACAAGUACAUCCUGCUCCGUGAAUUCUGGUAUACGGCGGGCAAGGCAAUUCUGGGCAUUCAGCGCUCUAACCCCGGCGGCGGUAGGCCGCGUCCGCUCAUCAAUCCAGUACACCGCCGGCGGCCCACGGCCGUCAUACGUAAACCCCUCGAUGAGCAAUGUGCGAGAGUUGAGCGCAUACACAACGCCGGCGACGCCGUGGUUCGCCAAAUCCGACAGCUUCCCAAGCCUAACCUUGACGUUCCGCGGCGGGCGUGCAGCGCGAGUGCACCGAGGCUCCGCCUGCGGCACAUCGGCAAUGAGGUCCGGGUCGAUUGCGACGCCGCCAUAG
This is a messenger RNA of Chondrus crispus (carragheen), 378 nucleotides long. RefSeq lists its product as hypothetical. NCBI's taxonomy places the organism in Eukaryota, Rhodophyta, Florideophyceae, Gigartinales, Gigartinaceae. The transcript has a single exon. Bases 1 to 378 code for a protein of 125 amino acids. The record is from RefSeq and is a predicted model, not a curated record.